Messenger RNA from Tauraco erythrolophus (red-crested turaco), 4404 nucleotides. The record is from RefSeq and is a predicted model, not a curated record. NCBI's taxonomy places the organism in Eukaryota, Metazoa, Chordata, Aves, Musophagiformes, Musophagidae.
CUGUAAAGCAAAAGCUGGCAGGCUGACAAACGGGCAGCUUACAGGACGGACUCUCUGGCUACUGACCAUUUAGCUGUGGCAUACCCGGAUUGUGUGUGGGUGGGAAGUCGACAAUGAGCUCCGUGGCAGUUUUGACCCAGGAGAGCUUCGCUGAACACCGCAGCGGCCUGGCUCAGCAGCAGGUGAAAGUUACAGCUUUAAACUCUGAAGAAGAGAAUGAUCCUCCAACCUACAAGGAAGCCUUCCCUCCGCUCCCUGAGAAAGCACCAUGUUUGGAAGCUGCCCAGGAACCUGCUGGGCCCUGGAGCAAAAUCCGACCGAUAAAGGCUUCUGUCAUCACUCAGGUGUUUCAUGUGCCACUGGAGGAGAGGAAGUACAAGGACAUGAAUCAGUUUGGAGAAGGCGAGCAGGCCAAGAUCUGCCUUGACAUCAUGCAGAAGACAGGAGCUCACCUGGAGCUGUCUCUCGCAAAGGACCAGGGCCUUUCGAUCAUGGUCUCUGGCAAGCUGGAAGCAGUCAUGAAGGCUCGGAAGGAGAUUGUCGCUCGGCUGCAGACUCAGGCUUCAGCGACAGUUGCCAUCCCCAAGGAGCACCACCGUUUUGUCAUUGGAAAGAAUGGCGAGAAGCUGCAGGACCUGGAGCUCAAAACUGCAACCAAAAUCCAGAUCCCCCGCCCGGAUGACCCCAGCAACCAGAUCAAGAUCACCGGCACUAAAGAAGGGAUUGAGAAGGCCCGACACGAGAUCCUGCUUAUCUCUGCGGAGCAGGAUAAGCGUGCUGUGGAGCGGCUGGAUGUGGAGAAAGUGUACCACCCCUUCAUCGCUGGCCCUUACAACAAGCUGGUGAGCGAGCUCAUGCAGGACACAGGGACACGCAUCAACAUUCCUCCACCCAGUGUCAACAAGACAGAGAUAGUCUUUACAGGAGAAAAGGAGCAGCUAGCCCAGGCUGUGGCUCGCGUUAAGAAGAUCUAUGAGGAGAAGAAAAAGAAGACUACUACCAUUGCAGUGGAGGUGAAGAAGUCCCAGCACAAGUAUGUCAUCGGCCCCAAGGGGAAUUCCCUGCAGGAGAUCUUGGAGAAAACUGGAGUCUCUGUCGAGAUCCCACCCACUGACAGUAGCUCGGAGACGGUGAUACUGCGAGGCGAGCCUGAAAAGCUUGGGCAAGCAUUGACUGAAGUCUAUGCCAAGGCCAACAGUUUUACCGUCUCCUCGGUCUCUGCCCCCUCUUGGCUUCAUCGUUUCAUUAUUGGAAAGAAAGGACAAAACCUGGCCAAAAUAACUCAGCAGAUGCCAAAGGUUCACAUCGAAUUCACUGAAGGAGAGGAUAAAAUCACUUUGGAAGGACCUACAGAAGAUGUGAAUGUGGCUCAGGAACAGAUUGAAGUCAUGGUCAAGGAUCUGAUCAACCGGAUGGAUUAUGCAGAAAUCAACGUUGACCACAAAUUCCACCGACACCUCAUUGGCAAGAAUGGAGCUAACAUUAACAGGAUUAAGGACCUCUACAAGGUGUCUGUGCGCAUUCCCCCGGACAAUGAGAAGAGCAACCUGAUCAGAAUUGAAGGAGACCCACAGGGGGUCCAACAGGCCAAGAAAGAGCUGCUGGAACUCGCUUCCCGUAUGGAAAAUGAACGCACCAAGGACCUAAUCAUUGAGCAGAAAUUCCACCGGACCAUCAUUGGGCAGAAGGGCGAGCGGAUCCGGGAAAUCCGGGAGAAAUUCCCAGAGGUUAUCAUCAACUUCCCAGACCCCACGCACAAGAGUGACAUCGUCCAACUCAGAGGUCCCAAAAACGAGGUGGAGAAGUGCACCAAGUACAUGCAAAAGAUGGUGGCAGACCUGGUUGAAAACAGCUUUUCUAUUUCUGUCCCCAUCUUCAAACAGUUCCACAAGAACAUCAUAGGAAAAGGAGGUGCCAACAUCAAGAAGAUCCGUGAAGAAAGCAACACCAAAAUUGAUCUCCCGGCAGAGAACAGCAACUCAGAGACAAUUGUUAUUACAGGCAAGAGAGCAAACUGUGAGGCUGCUCGCCACAGAAUUCUCGCCAUCCAGAAGGAGCUGGCCAACAUCACAGAGGUGGAGGUCUCUAUUCCUUCUAAACUGCACAAUUCCCUCAUUGGCGCCAAAGGCCGCUUCAUCCGCUCCAUCAUGGAGGAGUGUGGUGGAGUCCACAUCCACUUCCCCACCGAGGGCUCUGGCAGUGACACCGUGACCAUCAGGGGCCCAGCCCAGGAUGUGGAGAAAGCCAAGAAACAGCUGCUGCACCUGGCAGAGGAGAAGCAAACAAAGAGUUACACCGUGGACCUCCGUGCAAAGCCAGAGUACCACAAAUUCCUUAUUGGUAAGGGUGGUGGCAACAUCCGCAAGGUGCGUGACAACACUGGGGCCCGCAUCAUCUUCCCAACCUCGGAGGACAAAGACCAGGAGCUGAUUACGAUCAUGGGAACUGAGGAGGCUGUGAAAGAGGCCCAGAAGGAGUUGGAGGCCCUCAUCAAGAACCUGGGCGCGCCGGGCGGGUGGUGUUCGCGGGGGGUGGUUGAAGACUCCAUGGUGGUUGACCCCAAGCACCACCGCCACUUUGUCAUCCGGAGAGGGCAAGUUCUGCGUGAGAUCGCAGAUGAGUAUGGUGGUGUGAUGGUCAGCUUCCCGCGGUCUGGCACCCAGAGCGACAAAGUCACCCUCAAAGGAGCCAAGGACUGUGUGGAGGCAGCUAAGAAGCGCAUCCAGGAGAUCAUCGAGGACCUGGAAGCUCAAGUGACAAUCGAAUGCACCAUCCCACAAAAGUUCCACCGCUCCAUUAUGGGCCCCAAAGGAUCCCGAAUCCAGCAGAUCACCCGGGACUAUGGUGUCCAGAUCAAAUUCCCUGACAGGGAGGAGAACCCAGCCCCUGUUGCAGAGCCAGCUGUGCAGGAGAAUGGUGAGGAAGGUGGGGAAGGCAAGGACGGGAAGGAUGCAGACCCCAGCUCUCCGAGGAAGUGUGAUAUCAUCAUCAUCUCUGGCCGCAGGGAGAAGUGUGAGGCAGCAAAGGAGGCGCUGCAGGCUCUGGUUCCGGUCACCAUCGAGGUGGAAGUUCCCUUUGAUCUUCACCGUUACAUCAUUGGCCAGAAAGGAAGUGGGAUUCGCAAAAUGAUGGAUGAGUUUGAAGUCAACAUCCAGGUCCCUGCUCCUGAGCUGCAGUCGGAUAUCAUCACCAUCACUGGGCUGGCUACCAACCUGGACCGUGCCAAGGCUGGGCUGCUGGAAAGAGUGAAGGAGCUGCAGGCUGAACAAGAGGAUCGGGCCUUGCGAAGCUUCAAGCUGACAGUCACUGUGGAUCCCAAGUAUCACCCUAAAAUCAUUGGGCGGAAAGGAGCAGUGAUCACCCAGAUACGCACAGAGCAUGAGGUCAACAUCCAGUUCCCCGACAAGGAUGAUGAAAGCCAGGCUCAAGACCAGAUCACCAUCACUGGGUAUGAGAAGAACGCCGAGGCUGCCCGGGAUGCCAUCAUGAAGAUUGUUGGCGAGCUGGAGCAGAUGGUCUCUGAGGAUGUGACUCUGGACCAUCGUGUUCACGCACGGAUCAUUGGUGCACGUGGUAAAGCCAUCCGCAAAAUCAUGGAUGAGUUCAAGGUGGAUAUUCGCUUUCCCCAGAGUGGAGCUCCUGACCCCAACUGUGUGACUGUGACAGGACUCCCUGAGAACGUGGAAGAAGCUAUUGAUCACAUCCUGAACUUGGAGGAGGAAUAUCUUGCAGAUGUGGUGGACAACGAGGCAAUGCAGGUGUAUAUGAAGCCCUCUUCACACGAAGAGUCCAAGGCCCCAUCCAAGGGCUUUGUGGUGAGAGAUGCCCCCUGGGCCACUGUCAACAAUGAAAAGGCCCCUGAUAUGAGCAGUUCGGAAGACUUCCCCAGCUUUGGGGCUCAAGUGGCCCCCAAGACUCUUCCCUGGGGACCCAAACGAUAAUGACCUGGAAGCCGAAACAUCUCCUCCAGCCCGCUGACCUGACACUAACCUGCCACAAGUACUUCCUGUCUGAAAUCUGACCCAGCGGCUGGAGCACAAGUCAAUUGCCCCAAGAGGUCUCCUAAUGGUGUCUGGAGUGCUCGACCCCAUCCUGCUCCCCUCAGCUAUCACCGUGGCUAGGACCCACCCUCAUCUCUUGACGGAUAUUCUCUCCUCCUUUGGAACGAGGCUUCCACUCAGAUUCAAACACUAAAAGUGUGUGUUUUUGUUAGAAACUUCAUAAUUGACGCCAAGUGGCUAAGAUUCGCAGCUUCCCGAGCGCUAGCAGAGCGAUCCGCUCUCUUGAGCAUGUCUUACUAGGCAUUCUCGCCUUCAUUAGGAGACCUCCUUUACUGUGGCUAGGAAUCUACUUCCUGUCUCAUGACCUCAGGAAAUAAAUUUCCUUGACUUUCUAAAGCCAAAA